Molecule: messenger RNA, 2800 nt
Organism: Perca fluviatilis (European perch)
Lineage: Eukaryota; Metazoa; Chordata; Actinopteri; Perciformes; Percidae
Product: E3 ubiquitin/ISG15 ligase TRIM25-like
Exons: 10
Coding region: 324-2030 (568 amino acids)
Molecular function (GO): zinc ion binding
Source: RefSeq, a predicted model, not a curated record
GCUUUUAGGAAGCGGUCUGAAGUCACGAGUUAUUGGACGGAGAUGCGCAGUAUGUCUGAAUUGAGGCAUUAUUAAUGAACUACGCAACUUCUAGGCAAAACCCGCCCUUCAAUAGCUUUCGCACGUAGUUUGCUGCACUAGAGCAAGGUACGCGGGGGAAGAAAAGAAAAAGUCUACUUGUAGUGUAGGCUAUAGACAGACGUUGGUCUACCAUAAUGUGCUGUGGCUGAAACAUGUAUUGCUAUUAGAAAAAAUAUCGUGAAAAAGCUCGAAGGACAAGUUAAGUUUCGUUUCUCCCUGGCAGCGUCACCUGACGCUUCAUCAUGGCCGACAUGGACGAGAGUCAGUUUUCUCUGAUGAGUCUGGAGGAUGAACUGACCUGCAGCAUCUGUCUGAGUCCCUUUGACUGUCCGGUGACCAUCCCCUGCGGACACAACUUCUGCCAGGAAUGUCUCCUUGACACCUGGAAGGAGGACCCGUACAGCUGUCCUCAGUGCCGGACCCUCUUCGACACAAAACCGGAGCUGAAGAAAAACACGGUCCUCAGCACCGUUGUGGAGACUUUCAAGAGCGAGACCGGCCUGAAAGAAACGUCCGAGGAGAGUGAUGAAUCCGAGGAGGAGGAGGAGGAGGAGGAGGAGGAGGAAGAGGAGGAGGAGGAUGUCAUACGUUGUGAUACAUGUAUGGAAGCAGAAGCGUCCCAGACCUGCCUCACCUGCAUGGCCUCUUUCUGCGAGGAGCACCUGCGGCCUCACCGGGAAAACCCGAAGUUUAGCGUCCACCAACUGAUCGAGCCUGUCGGCGACCUGUCGGAGCGCAUCUGCCCGGACCACCACAAGCUGAUGGAGCUCUUCUGCAGCCAACAUGGCCGGCCAAUCUGCAGCCUCUGCCUCCAGCAGGUCCACAAAGGCUGCUCCUUCAUUUCUCCAGAGGAGCAGAGGAACAUGAAAGAGAUUGAACUCCGAGACAAGUUGGGUGUGCUGGAUGGGAAGAUGGAGAAGACUGAGACUGUUAUGUUUCAAAUCAAUGACCUGCAGAGAAAGCUGAAGGACGCAGCAACCAAAAAGAAGACAGCAUAUGCAGCUGUGUACCAGCAGAUGCGGGAUUUGCUGGCCCAAGAAGAACGCGAGGCCCAGCAUGAGGUGGACGGCGAGCUGGAGAUUUGCCAGACAAAACUUCGGGACUUCAUGAAGAGAUUGACUGAGAAUAUGGACAACAUGACCAAAGCCAGAGAAGAUGUCAACAGUCUGCUGAGUGAAUCCCAAACAGUGGCCUUUCUGCAGGCGUCGUUUGACUUGCCUAGGGUUACAAAGUUUGAUCCUCACACCCCUCGAAUCAACCUGGACUCCAAGAAGGUGACGGCAGCACAGGCCUUCUCUGCUGCCCUGAAGGAGCAUCUGACAGACCUCCUGAAACAGCCGCUGGACGCCAGACUGCUGAAACUUAAACCAGAGCUUAAGACUGGCAUUGUUGCGCCUGAUGAAAAAGCAGUUCCUGUCUCAGCACCUGCAAGUACUGGAAGUACUGGAUCUCAGCCAGAAUUUGAAUUACCCGAACCUCCGCCGCCCGUGUCCCACAGUCCAGCCUGUCCCCCCAUGCAGCCGUAUUACCAGCCAGUUCCUGUUCCUGUUUAUAUGGGGGGUGGAUUCCAGCCUUCACAUGGAGGCUGGAACCCAGCCCAUCAUCCACCAGGCCCUUAUAGGGGGCCGCGGUUUACUGGAGGACAAAAGACAAACCCUCAGAAAUAUCAAGUACAAAAAGAGAAGAAAAUCGUCUGCCAGCCAGCUCAUAAAGCCGUCCCAAACAAAGCUGGAGAAUCGGGCAACAGGAGCCAUACUGUCAAAAACAAAGACAAGAAAAGUGAUGCCAGUCACCAACCCUCCCAAAAAAAAGACAAAAGGCCUAACCCUAAGCCAGGAGGAAAUAACCCAGGUGCUAAAGGACCUGCUUCCACUAAAAAAGACAAUCCCAGAAGCCAUCCUCCAUCAGAGAAGACAACCAAGCACCAUCCACGGCCUAAAACUAAGUAGACACAGCACACGCAUUCGCUUCUGCAGUCCUGAUACAACGAGGCACUGUUGAGCUCCAUUUUCAUGAUUUACAAGUCUUAUCAGUCGAUCACAUGAUAGGGAAUGGCGCUGUCGCGUUGCUUUUUCAGUGCUUAAAUAAACAGCACACACACACUUUGGCGCUUGUUUGCAUGACUUUGAAUAAUUGUCAUUAUGGAUAUAUGCUGUGUUUUGUUCUUUUUUGUACAUAAGGACAAUAUAUGUUUUGAAUUUGUUGCUUUAAAAUGAAAAUUUUCAAGCAGCUUGACUUUUGUAUUUGUUUAAAUGGUAAAUGAUUAACCCAUCCCAGUGUACGGUAAUUAUGUCAGUGGGAUUGUUUUAUGCUACCCAACAGGAGCAUAUGGCUGCUAUGAUCUCUAGGCCUGGGUAUCGCCAAUGAUUUCCCAAAUCAUUCUCGAUGUCUAUUAGGUUAGGAUUUCAGAUGAAUUAAUCGAUAGAUCACUCAAAAAACUAAAAAAAUGAUUAUUUUAACCCAGCCCUUAUGAUCUCUGACCAGGGAUCAUAGCAGCAGUUUCUUCAAGUGACUUAGAAUAGACCUUAAUUAAAACACAGACACAUGUGGCUUGUAUAUGAAAAUAUUUAUGGGAAUGUCUUCAAAUCACUUCAUUACAUUCAGUUCAAUCAAAAAUCUGUUGGUUUUUUUCGUAACAAUUUCACCAAACCCUAUUUACUGCCAUUGUGUAAACAGCUGUUUUACAUGAUUGUUACCAAUAACAGCAUAUUCUCUCCCA